AUGUCAUCAACUAGCUUGUACCUACCGAAGUGGCUCAAGCCUAAGCCACAACUAGCCACAAGGCCUAAUAACUUUACCUACCUCUGUGGACAUACGUCGCACAACGUCGCCAACAUGGCUUGGGACUCGCCUCUGCAGAGCUCUGUCAUCAACAGAUAUGUCUUUGGCCGGAUUCCUCUCCUUCAUACCCUCAUCCUCCUCAUCGAAAUGGCGCUGGCCGCCCGACUGACAGCGAGGUUCAAUGCCUCGUACGAGGAGCGACCACUCAUCACUAUGAUGGUCACCAACGCCCUCCUUGGCGGCAUUGCAGACACUGUCGCACAGGUCAUCACGGCCUUUCGUCACCGCGUUGUCCGCAAGCCCGGCGGUGGCAAGGACGAGACCGUCACCAUCGAGAUUCGCGAACUCGGUCGCAAGAACCCCUACUACGAAAAGAACUCUCUCGGCGACUUUGGACAAUCUGCCGGCCUCCCGCCUACCUUUGACUUCGAGCGCCUUACACGUUUCAUGGGCUACGGCUUCUGCGUUGCGCCUAUCCAGUUUCGCUGGUUCAAACUGCUCGAGCGUCUCUUCCCCAUGUCCAAGACGAGCUCUUUUGGUCCAGCGCUGAAGCGCGUGGCCUUUGACCAGAUUGUGUUUGCGCCACUUGGCGUGGCGCUCUUUUUUACCGCCAUGACGGUUGCCGAGGGCGGCGGCCGCCGUGCCGUUAGCAGCAAGCUGCGCGACAUGUAUGUGCCAACUCUCAAAGCCAACUAUGUGGUCUGGCCGGCUGUGCAGCUCGUCAACUUUCGAUUGAUGCCUGUGCAGUAUCAGCUGCCUUUUGUCUCGACGGUUGGUAUUGCUUGGACUGCAUAUCUCUCGCUCUCCAACAGCACCGACUAG
Cordyceps militaris CM01 is the source of this 882-nucleotide messenger RNA. Its product is annotated as integral membrane protein, Mpv17/PMP22 family, putative. The record is from RefSeq and is a predicted model, not a curated record. Bases 1 to 882 code for a protein of 293 amino acids. The transcript has 5 exons. NCBI's taxonomy places the organism in Eukaryota, Fungi, Ascomycota, Sordariomycetes, Hypocreales, Cordycipitaceae. Gene Ontology annotation, cellular component: membrane; cytoplasm.